AUGUCAAACGUCCAAUUCAGCACCGAGAUCUACAACCCGAGCAAUCCCAUCGAAGUUCCAGUGAAGGGUUUCACUUAUGGCCAACGCCUCCGAGUGGUUCUAAAACCUACUGACAAAAAAGACAAGAAAUUCCAUAUAAAUCUCAAAAACGGAGACGACAUCGUCGUUCACUUCAAUCCUCGCUUGAAGGAUGAAGCAUUGGUGUUCAAUUCGUUCUAUCAAGGUAAUUGGCAGUAUGAGGAGCGGGCAUCGGUGGUAUUCCCCUUCAAAAAGAACGAGAUCUACACUAUCGAGUUUGUCGCGACAGGCCAGAAUUCUGUAACGGUACAUCUCAACGGAAUGCUCUUGUACGAGUUCAAAGAACGGCAGUCUGGGUGGUCUGUGUCGUCCAUCGAGGUUGGAGGAGAUGUGUUCAUACAUUCUAUUCAUAUCGGCUAA
Molecule: messenger RNA, 438 nt
Organism: Haemonchus placei
Lineage: Eukaryota; Metazoa; Nematoda; Chromadorea; Rhabditida; Trichostrongylidae
Source: the annotation of a GenBank genome assembly